AACCAACGCCAAAGAAAGGUGAGCGUCGUCGUCGUCUUGGAAACCAGCUGGUAGUAGGAGCAAACCACGAGAGACGGGGUUUUGGCGCGCGGAGGACUUCCCGGAGGCCGCCGCGAUCGACACCGUCAGUCAGUCGCGAUCCGCGAACCAAACCAGCAGCCGCCUCCGAAUUCAGCUAGCGGAACAAGCCAGACUGUCGAAGAACUUUCAGUUUCAACGGGCACGAUCGUUGGAGCGUUAGAGCCGUGGGAACUUCAACCUGUGCGUCGCGUCGUCGAUUCUGAAGCGUGUCGGAUUGUGUCUUGUGGCCCUGGUUGAAGAGUUAUUGCCUCCAAGAGUUGGACUAGACCAGGUUCCGGUGAUCAAUCUCGUCGAACAAGACACGCGGAAUCGCGAUCGCUAAAUUUGCAUCUGCUUGAGGUUAUGUCCAGCGAUCGGUAGUCGCAAACCGGUCGCUUUUGUUUGUUUGUUAAUUCGGCCUGAUGACCGGAGUGGUCUUUAAAACCGUUUUGAUUGGCAGUGUGUGACCUGGAAGAUCAAGAGUCCAAGAGUUGCGAAAACAUGAGAUUGUAGUGAAAUUGAUGUCCGUUUAUCGUAAAAGCGUACGAAGCGGGUCGAAGAAGAAGUUCAUUGUUGGACCGGAAAAAAGUGCUGAAUUCUGGGCCGGAGCUUCCGCGUGACACGAUCGCCGUGGUUCAACUGGAGUGAAAGUCACUUGAUGCUGUGGGAUUCGUUGACUUCUGACUUUGGACGAUGCAUCAAGAAGAAGUGCGUGUAUUGAGUAACAACUACACGAAAGAAGAAGGAAGUAAUCGUUACUCGUAAGUCCAAACCGAAGAGGCAAUCAACUCUGAUCUGUUGCUGGAUACUGGAACGACAACUGUAGACCGCGCCGCGCCAAACACGGACGUCACGAGGAACCUAACCUCCAAAAGUCGUGCGUCGCCGUAUGAAAGUGAACUUCCCCCGCUCAGCAGUACAACGUUUUUCCGGCCAAAGUUUGGCUGAGCAGCGCGCGCGCGGAAAAUGCAAAUGAUGCCGAGCGGUGAAACCGAAUUCCAGCGCCGCGCAACAAUUGACAAACAAGAAUAGGAAAAGUGAGGUUAGGGAAGCUGCUCGACAUAACCUCGACGAGCUUUAGGAGAAAGAUGGGAAUCACCAAACCAGGAUGAAUAAAGUCAACUAACGCGAUGUAAAUGAGAUGCAAAAGAAGGAGCAAAAAAAAAGUGUUGUUCAGUGAAGUGUAUUUGCUAGAGGAAAUUAAGAAAGGAAUAAAAAAUGAAGUGAAAUGGAAUUGCGGGUCACCAAAGAGCCGAAAACACAACGGACAGCGCCAUCUGAAUGUGAUUUAGAGAAACAAUCACGCGAAGAAAACAACGUGAAAAGUCGUGCAAAGUUGCGCUGUGUCUAGCCAAAGAGGAGGAAGAAGACGCCACCGCGGUCAAAGGUCGCCCGAGUUGUGGAAGGUCCAGCUUGGUGGGACAGCCAGGAUACACGUCCGGGGACAAAACAUGCAAAAUGAAUACAACAUGUGCAUGACCAUUCUGCUGCUGAUCGUAGGGUUCGUCCGAGCGGAACACUUGUUAUUCUCAGAUUGCGGAAUCCGUACCUCUCGCAGACAACCCCGAAGCAGCAGCAGCGCCAACAACGCCAACAGCAACGAGGACGGCUGGUCAGGGUACUACAAUAGCAACCAUCACCACAGCGGUUCAACGACUUCCGCCGAAUCGGACGGUCCUGCCGCCAUGGCAGACUCCGACCCGGAUGGACCCAAUCGAAACCCCAAGAUCAUGCACGGCGUCCCCACCCUCGAAGGCCAAUACCCGUGGCAGGUUUCGCUGGAGCUGAUGCACCCCUCGUACGGCUUCAUCGGCCACUGGUGCGGCGGGGUUCUGAUCGACCGGAACUGGGUCCUGUCGGCGGCGCACUGCGUUCACAAUGAACUGUUCAACCUACCACUGCCAGCACUGUGGACUGUGGUGCUGGGCGAGUACGACCGGGGCCGGGAGUCUGGCUACGAGCAGCGCAUCCCGGUGGACAAGAUCAUCCUGCACGAAAAGUACCACAACUUUAAGCACGACCUUGUGCUCCUGAAGCUGAAUCGCCCGGCCAACAUCGCGCCCAACUCCCGGGUCAAGAAGAUCUGCCUUCCGUUUGCCGACAUCAAGGUCAACAGCGUCCCGUUUGAUCCCCGGCCCGAGCUGGACCGCCUGCACCAGCAGACCAAAACCAGCCAGUUGUUCUACUUUGACUAUCUGGGCCGACCCCCGGACAAGGGCGGCGGGCGCCCUGCCGCAGAGGACGGUCCCACCAAGGAGGACGUGGUCGACGAAGAGUCGGAGCUGAACGCCGAGGACGCCUCCACAGACUUCCCGGAUGCGCUUCCGGACCGCGAGGACAACUACCUGCGGCGGCUGAGACUGCUGGGUGAAUCCGGCGCCCCGGAGUACCGACGCCCACGAACGGCCCGCGUCGUGGUAAAUCAGAUGGUCCGGAAACGGUUGCAACAUUCGUCGUCGUCAGGACUGGUUGGGAACGCCACCCGAGCCAGAUCCGAAAGUGCUUCGAGAAGGUCCUUCCGACGGGGGCGACGACUGUACCAAACGGCAGAUUUCGACGACGACGACGAUGAUGAUGACGAUGAGGACAAUAGCUGGGGAACGCGACACGGUGGCAAGCGGCGCCGAAACGAUAAAUUUGCCCACGGGGGCUUCUAUCGGAACGAGCACUACCGGAACGAGUUCGGGGAGGACGUUGGUGGAGGCGGCGGGGGUACGAGCGAUGCCGAACCCAUCAGUGCCAUCCCCGAUACUUCCCAGUACGUGGACUGCCUGGCAACAGGUUGGGGCAAGUCGACAAUCGAUGAUGAAUUAACAGACAUCCUGCUGCAGACGAAGGCCCCCAUUCAGAACAGUAAAAAAUGUGAGGAAGCGUACGGGGAUUUCAUCAAGCUGCACCGUGGCCACCUCUGCGCGGGAAACCUGGACGGAACCGGUGGGACCUGUGUGGGCGACUCCGGUGGACCGCUGCAGUGCCGUAUCACCAAACACGGGCCGUGGAUUCUGGUCGGCAUCACCUCGUUCGGUUCCGGCUGUGCCUUCAAGAACUACCCGGACGUGUACACCAAGAUCUCGUUCUACCGCCAGUGGAUCGUGGACACCAUCCAGGGCAACUGAGGGGGAACACACGGACAAGCCACAAAUACUACCGAGAGUUACCAGCUAUAGCAGCAACACACAUAUAUGCACCUUCGAAAGACAAACAUUGUGAUAUUACUUUUUAGCUCGAGGGGAGAGACAUUACUUUUGAGGAUUGGUGGUUGCACAAAACUAAUAGACUUAAAAAUUUCAAACAAAAAGCGAGCUAUCUACCAUAUAAAGCUCAAUGAAAAUAGUAAUAAGCAGUCCUUAACUCAAAUGACUUCCAAAACGAUGGAAGAAAGGACUGGAUGAGCUAUCAUAAUGCUAUGAGCAAUUCUCUACGAAAUCGGUCUUUUCUUCAAUUUUAAUUUUUGUAUUUUUUAAUCCGACUGAAACUUUUUUGGUGCCUUCGGUAUGCCCAAAGAAGCCAUUUUGCAUCAUUAGUUUGUCCAUAAAAUUUUCC
Molecule: messenger RNA, 3603 nt
Organism: Culex pipiens pallens (northern house mosquito)
Lineage: Eukaryota; Metazoa; Arthropoda; Insecta; Diptera; Culicidae
Exons: 7
Coding region: 1512-3176 (554 amino acids)
Biological process (GO): proteolysis
Molecular function (GO): serine-type endopeptidase activity
Source: RefSeq, a predicted model, not a curated record